Molecule: messenger RNA, 465 nt
Organism: Strongyloides ratti
Lineage: Eukaryota; Metazoa; Nematoda; Chromadorea; Rhabditida; Strongyloididae
Exons: 1
Coding region: 1-465 (154 amino acids)
Source: RefSeq, a predicted model, not a curated record
AUGUUGUAUUUUUUUUUCUUUUUUUUGUUUUAUUUAAUUCCAUUAGUAAAUGUAUGUUCAAAAGCUUCCAAAAACAAAGAUAAUGGAAAAAUAACGUCUGCAACUAAAGUAGGUACUGUAACUAGCGGUGAAAAUAAGAAACAAAAAGAUUUACCUUUGAAAGCUGGUUCAGUUGCCACAACUGAAACAGGAACCGCAUUAAAAAGUUGUAAAGAAAAGAAUGCAAACUUGGAAAUAAAAAACAAUAAUAAUAAACAAAAAGCGUUAAAAAAAUCUUUGAAUCCUGAAGGAAAUAAAACAAAUGAAGCUGGGGUACAAGAUGAAACAAAUGUAGAUAUUAAUGAUACGCCUACUAAAAAAGGAAACAAUGAUACAUUUAAUAAAAUAGUAAAUAUACCAAAUAACGCUUUUGAUGGACCAGCAACAUUAAAAGAAAAUGUAGUUGCAUCAAAGUUUAUGAUAUAA